AUGGCGUCAUUCUAUGCUUAUGACCUUCCUGACGAACUUGUCGCUAAUCUCGAGGUAUACAAUUUUUCAGGGGAGGUUGGGUCACAUGUCACAUCCAGCCCAGAACAUGACUUGACGCCGUCUUCAAAUCCACCAUCCCAGGCCAGCAUUACAAUUGAGAAUGGAAAGUUCAACUGUAGCAGUUGUGGUACGAUAACCGCAGAGCUACCUUCUGAUGCCCGCGAUCAUUAUCGAAAAGAUUUCCACAAACUGAAUAUCAAACGAAAGAUUGAGAACCUGCCACCUUUAACAGAGGACGAAUUUGAAAAGCAGAUCGGGGAACUCAACGACAGUUUAUCAGGAUCAGACGAAUACUCGUCUUCUGAUGAUGACGAACUUGAGAAAGUAGAGAAACUGUUAAAAGGUUCACACGUCUCUUCUAAUGAUGAGUAUGGGGAUGAUGCCAGUUCUCAGAACAAACCUGGAUCCCCAUUUGCAUUUUUCACUCUAAGGGAGACGAUAUCCGAAGAUGUUGUUGAUGGGAAGCACAAGCCCAAAUUAACACAUGAAAGUGUUCUUGCGGUGUACAAGACGCUAUUGGAUUCAAGUUUGGAAGACAAUUCAUAUCAAGCCUUGAGCAACCUUAAGAAUUCGAACAGUGCUCAUAGUAUUAUAAUGAUGAUUGGUGGUGGUCAUUUUGCAGCAGCUGUAAUCUCACAUCAAAAAUCUAAAAAGCGUGGGCUUCCGCCUAAUUCUUUGCUCGGGAUCGAGGUAAUUUCCCAAAAGUCUUUUCACAGGUACACAACUAGAAGAAAACAAGGUGGAUCACAAAGUGCGAGUGACAAUGCAAGAGGGAAAGCGAAGUCUGCAGGUUCUAGUCUCCGAAGAUACAAUGAACAGGCUCUUGAGCAGGAAAUUCAUGAAUUACUUGAUUCAUGGAAGUCUUACAUAGAUUCCUCUGAGAAUAUUUAUGUCAGAGCCAGUGGUAGAUCCAAUCGUGGUAUUUUGAUGAAUUAUCCUAAGGCGCCAAUUAGUUCUACUGAUAAGCGGAUCAAAAGCCUACCUUUCACCACUGGAAGAGCCACUGUAACCGAGGUGAAACGUUCGUGGUUGGAACUCACAACAAUCAAGCUUUUCGAUAAAUCCAAGCUGGUAGAUAAGAAUGCUUCAAAGAAGAAAGUUGUGACUAAGGAAGAUAUCAGAAGGCAAUUAGAAAAGUCUCGUGCCACUCCUAGUCCUCGUUCAUCGUCACCUGCUCCAGUAAUUGCAUUAACACCAGAAGAAAAGCAUACAGUGGAAUUGGUAUCAUUAAUAAAGAAAUCAAGGUCACCAAGGUUAGCAGCAUACCUAAAAUCCAAUAAUAUUACUUCUGAUUUCAAACUGCAACCUUCUUCUCAAUAUUCUCUGUAUCCAACACUCUUACACUAUGCCGCUUCUCAGGGUUCACAUCAUAUUGUUUCUACCCUACUGACAUCGCUUAGUGCCGACCCAACAGUAAAGAAUAAAUUAGGGCGCACAGCUUAUGAAGUUGCUCACCAUAACAAUGAUAGGGUGACGACGGAUGCGUUCCAGCUAGCGCGGUCUGCCCUAGGGGAGGAUAAAUGGGACUGGGCAAGAGCUAAGGUGGGACCUGCUCUCACUAAAAGCGAUAUAUCUGCUAGAAACGAUCAGGAGAAAGCCGCUGCUGAACAAAAGGUCCGCGAAGACCUCGCCAAAAUUGAAUCCAGGGAAGCAGAUAAGAAACUUGAAAGAACAGUCCUUCGACAUGGUGCUGGUAUCAAGCUAUCUAGCAAUGUAGCUACGUCUCUGGGUCAAGAGGCAUCUCUUCGGGGUCUUAGUGACGAAGCUCGAAUGAAGCUCGAAAGAGAACGCCGGGCCAGAGCCGCUGAAGCUAGAUUUAAAAAAUAA
Messenger RNA from Sugiyamaella lignohabitans, 1887 nucleotides. It is a transcript of the gene VMS1, whose product is annotated as Vms1p. The transcript has a single exon. The record is from RefSeq and is a predicted model, not a curated record. NCBI's taxonomy places the organism in Eukaryota, Fungi, Ascomycota, Dipodascomycetes, Dipodascales, Trichomonascaceae. Bases 1 to 1887 code for a protein of 628 amino acids. Gene Ontology annotation, molecular function: protein binding.